This is a messenger RNA of Poecilia latipinna (sailfin molly), 2634 nucleotides long. RefSeq names its product solute carrier family 19 member 3a (gene slc19a3a). NCBI's taxonomy places the organism in Eukaryota, Metazoa, Chordata, Actinopteri, Cyprinodontiformes, Poeciliidae. The record is from RefSeq and is a predicted model, not a curated record. Gene Ontology annotation, biological process: vitamin transport; transmembrane transport. Gene Ontology annotation, molecular function: vitamin transmembrane transporter activity. The coding region runs from base 226 to 1695 and encodes 489 amino acids. Gene Ontology annotation, cellular component: plasma membrane. The transcript has 7 exons.
CUUAUAUCUCCAGCUGUAAAACAGAUAUUUUCUGAUAAGAAUUAAGCCCACGUAUUUGUCCAGAAAGCAUGGUUUACAAUCACUGACACCUUGCUGCUCUUUGACCUGGCUGUUGAUUGGCAAAACCAGCACUAACUUUAGAUGACUAAACCUGACAGGCACACAAGACCAAAGUAGCUGCAGCCACUAAGUACACACACACAUAGCAAAGGAAAGCAGGCAAACAUGGAGAGUGUGAAAAGACUCAGCUCAGACUGGAGAUAUCCCACCACUUUGCUGUGCGUCUAUGGAUUCUUUAGCACGGUGAAGCCGCUGGAACCUUUCCUCAUACCGUUCCUGACAGGACCAGACAAGAAUCUGACCACUGAACAGGUCAACAACCAGAUUUUUCCUGUGUGGACAUACUCCUACCUGUCCGUGCUGGUGCCGGUCUUCCUGCUCACGGACUGGCUGCGUUACAAAACUGUGGUGGUCUUCCAGUGUGUGAUGCUCUUCAUCACCACGGCUCUGCUGAGGUGGACGGAGAGCGUGCCGGCCAUGCAGGCCAUGCAGUUCUGCUACGGGGUGGUGACAGCCAGCGACGUGGCCUAUUUCUCCUAUAUCUACAGUGUUGUAGAUCUAAAACGAUACCGUAAGGCCACGUCUUACAGCCGCAGCGUCCAGCUCCUGGGAUACACCGUGGGCUCGGUGCUGGGUCAGCUGCUCGUCAGCUUCGACCUCAUGUCCUACGACAACAUCCUCGUGUUCACUUUGGUGCUCACAGCCGUCGCACUCGUCGCCUCCUGCUUGCUGCCCGUGCCACAGAGAAGCAUGUUCUUCCACAGAAAACUUUCUGGACAGAGAGCGUCAGAGGAAGGCGCAAAGAGGCACAGGGGUGGAUCUGAGGGUGAAGAACGCGACUCAGAAACAUCAAAUACAUCCCUGGGAGACAAAGGAGAUACGAAGGAGGAGCAGCGGGCUGAGGAGGACGAGGAUUCGGAGGAGAUAAAAGGGGAGGCGUCCUGCAGCCAGGUCGUUCUGCAGCUAUGGAGAGAUUUCCGCCAGUGUUAUUCCUCCAGACAGCUGUUGUACUGGUCAGUGUGGUGGGCGAUGGCCACAUGUGGCUAUAACCAGACUGUCAACUACAUACAGGUGCUGUGGGAGCACGUGCAGCCCUCUCAGAACUUCAGCAUUUACAACGGAGGUGUGGAGGCAGCGUCAAACUUGUUAAGUGCAGCAACUGCCUAUGGCAUAGGCUUCACAGAGGUGAGGUGGGAGCAGUGGGGGGAGCUGGCCCUGGGUGGCUUCUCAGGGCUGGGAGCUGCUGCAUUAUUUCUCAUGACUUUCGCUGGAAACAUCUGGGUCUGCUACGCCACCUACACCAUCUUCAAGUGCCUGUACAUGCUCCUGAUAACAAUAGCCAUGUAUCAAAUCGCAGCCGACCUGUCGAUGGAAAGGUACGCUCUGGUGUUUGGGGCCAACAGCUUUGGAGCUCUGCUUCUGCAGACCAUCAUCACUUCCGUCGUGGUUGACAGCGGAGCGCUGGGCCUUCCCAUUGUUCCUCAGUUCAUCAUUUACGCCAGCUACUUCUCAGUCAUCUCUGUGGUUUUUCUGCUACGGGGAAUAUUUAGCGUCUGUAAAGCGCAGAGGAUAAAAAAGGAACAAUUGUCUUUAGAUGGAAAACAAUCUGAAAUCUGUGAGGAACACAAGUUCUGAUAUUGUAAUUUUUUUUUUUUUUUUGUAACCCCGUGGCACCAAAUCAUGGAAUAAAACGCCCUUUUUCCUUUGUUUUUUCGCUAAAGUAAAACACAUGUAAGCAAUUUUCCAUGCAGUGUGGGAGCAGCUUAACUGGAAAAACAUUUACAAAAAGUAAAUUUCAGUAAUUCAAUUUAAAAGAGGGACAUUUAGACUUACAGACCAUGGAAAUGCAAAAUUUCAGGCAGAAAAAAAAAGGCACUGAACUGUUGUUCAUUACAUUUUAGAGAAAAGUUAAACUUUCAAUUUGUUUAAAAGUCAAGAUCUUAGGAUCUGAAUGAAGAAUGAAGUUCAACCAGGUGGGUGAAGGUCAUUAAAUGGGGAGCCACGUAACCUGCCGGUGUUGAUCUAUGUUGUAUUUUGAAGUGUAUUUUAUACUUCUAUUAUAGUUAACCAAGACAUUUUAAGAGCACUUCACGGUUCUCUCUGCUGACAGUCUUCAUGGAGUUGCCGAUUUCGUUUUCAGCAGAGCUUAUUAGCACCUGCCCACGCUAACAAAAGCAAGAGUUUCCCUUUUAGAAUUGAAUUACUGAUAUGGAUGUACUUCCCCAUUAUAUUCUAGCUUAUUGAGAAGCACCUAUACAUUUCUAAAUGAAAGCCUCAGUCAUUUCAUCUUAUUUAAAAUUCAUUUUAAUAUAUAUUCUGUAUAUAUUUACACAUUAACUUAAAAUUCUUUAAUAUCCCAUGAAAGUGGUUUUUCAGUCCAUCAGUCAUUCUGCUUUUCCCCCCCGUGGGUCUGAGGUUCACUGUCAUUCAAAAAUUGUUGGGACCGGGGUCUCUGUCAGCAGGGAGGGAGGCGGCAGAACGGCCAGUUUGCCGUUCGGAUGCAGCAUUCACUUGUUUUCAGUUUUCAGUCACUGAAGUUUUUCCUUAGUAUGAACAAUUUAACCAAAAAAAAAA